Messenger RNA from Lindgomyces ingoldianus, 1291 nucleotides. RefSeq lists its product as uncharacterized. The record is from RefSeq and is a predicted model, not a curated record. NCBI's taxonomy places the organism in Eukaryota, Fungi, Ascomycota, Dothideomycetes, Pleosporales, Lindgomycetaceae. The coding region runs from base 71 to 1291 and encodes 406 amino acids. The transcript has 7 exons.
AUCUAUCUUUCCCCAGAUUCUUCCCUAGGUUUCUCGCGUUCUCAACACUACGGUCAUCGCCAGCUUCAAUAUGGCAUUGCCUGUCACCAACGGCGUCGUCACCCUUCUCCCUCCACCUAAGGGCUACAAUGUUGACUUUGACAACCCCCAGAGGAACGGAGACAUCACCUGUUACUGGCUCACGGGUGUGGGCAGUGUUCUGGCUCUCCUCUUUCUAGGCCAGCGAUUAUAUGUGAAGGCGAUUGUGCGCAAACACUUGUCAUUUGACGACGGCCUCCUUAUCGUAGCAUGGCUAUUUUCCAAUGCAAUUCAAGCCUUGAUUGUCCGAGCUUUCGUUUAUCAAUACAUUGGCGUCCAUGCAUGGGAGAUACCCUUCACUAAAUUUCAGGAAAAUUAUUUUUACGCCGUGUAUAUACACAGCAUUGUCUACGCCCCACCGACUGCUCUCACGAAACUGGUCCUCCUACUCUUCUAUAUCCAGCUACAGAACCAGGCGAAAUGGUUCCGAUGGGCCACGUAUACGACCAUGUUCAUCAACGUCGGCGCAAGUACUGGCAUCUUCUUUUCCUCCAUCUUUGCCUGCCGUCCAAUUGCAAUGGGUUGGGACCUGACUAUUACGGACGGUAAAUGUAUCAACCGCCCGGCAUUGUACGAAGCCACGGCGGCCUUUGGGGUAAUUGUCGAUUGCCUAAUCAUUAGUAUUCCAAUCCCUAUGGUCCUCCGUCUUCAGAUGUCAAGGAGCAAGAAAGCUGGGCUGAUCCUGAUGUUUGUGCUCGGUUCAAUAACCGUCAUCACCUCGUUCGUUCGCCUCGUGUUGCUCGUCACGGAGAUCAAACAAAUCGACUCCACGUGGGUCGCUGGCCCAAUCAAUUAUUGGGUUACUAUCGAGGCAAACCUUCUUAUUAUAUGCGCCUCACUGCCAACCAUCCGCCAAUUCGUGCGGACCGUCGCACCCAGACUCCUCAGCAGCACAUCGAACUCAAAUUACUACAAAGGCUCGGGUUCAGCCGGGAACAUGCCCACCAUCGGUGGCAUCAGUUCUCGCGGCAAGAACACAAGGAAGCGUGGCCCCUACGAUUCCGACGUCAUGAUGGAGACGCUGGUGGAUGGCGGCAGUUGGACCCAUACGCACGAGGUAGAGGAAGGGAACCCGCGUAGCAGUGCUAGUGGGGAUAGCAAGACAGCGAUUUUGGAUGACAGGGGUAUUACGAAGACGCAGACAGCGGAGGUUACAUACACUGUGGACAGAACAGGGGCUAGGGAGGCUAGUAGGGAAAGGAGUUUCUUCUAA